Strongylocentrotus purpuratus (purple sea urchin) is the source of this 9081-nucleotide messenger RNA. RefSeq names its product plexin-A2. Gene Ontology annotation, molecular function: semaphorin receptor activity; protein binding. Gene Ontology annotation, biological process: regulation of cell shape; semaphorin-plexin signaling pathway involved in axon guidance; regulation of cell migration. The transcript is spliced from 31 exons. Gene Ontology annotation, cellular component: semaphorin receptor complex. The record is from RefSeq and is a predicted model, not a curated record. The coding region runs from base 342 to 6188 and encodes 1948 amino acids. NCBI's taxonomy places the organism in Eukaryota, Metazoa, Echinodermata, Echinoidea, Camarodonta, Strongylocentrotidae.
UACUGGUACAUGUAUAUCAAUCAUUUUUUGACUGCUGUUUUCUUUUGAUGCCUGCAUUGCCUGUUAAAGCAUGUUGGUCUGCACUCUGCUGCAACUGUGGGCUCCGGGAAUGUUGCGUGAAAUAAGAACUGGGCAUUGUUGGAGUUACAUGUAGUUUAUGAACCGACUUAUUAUAGUCCAUGGAAUCAUUUUUGGUGUGAGCCCUGUUCUUGUGGAUUGUUGCUAUUUGUCUUCUUGAAAGUUGGAGAUUGGAGAUAUUGUGUCCUUGAUUUAGAUUCCCAUAAUCAGGUCAGAUGAAGUUUUUUCCUAACCACUGCCAGUGACAACCCAAGAACACAAAGAUGGCUUAUACAGAGGAAGAGACUGGAAACUCAAGGAUAAGCAUGACCAUUGAGACAGGGUCAGUGACGGUGAGGCAUAUAUGCAAGAUGUUCAGAUCAUCAAGAAGCAGGACAGUACAGAUAAUGCUUCUCUUCCACGUUUUGUCAUUACUUCUCAGUCCGUGUUUAUCGUAUCCGCAGUUUAGCGAGGGGAACACUGCAUUUACAUUGCAGACGAUAGCGGUAGAUGCACAAAGAGACACUGUUUUCAUAGGCUCGGUGAACAGAGUUUAUAAACUGAACAGCAACCUGAGUCUAGAACAAGAAUCUGUGACAGGGCCUGUCCAAGAUGGCCCAGAAUGUGUACCAAGAUCCACAGACUGUGGAAGUGCAACAGACAAUUUUAACAAAGUCUUACUAGUGGAUGAUGAUCGUCUCAUAGUAUGUGGGACGGUGUAUCAAGGAGUCUGCGAUAUAUUGGCGGUGGACACGUUGGGUGUGUUGUCAGACAUCUCUAUGACAGAGGUAUCUGUGAACACAGAAUAUGGCACCACUGUGGCAUUUGUAGCAAAUGGAAUAGGUAAUAUGAAGACACUGUAUGUUGGAUCAUCAACGUCAGAGUGGCUUAGGGGCAAUGAGUGGACAAUGUCCAGUAGGCAGUUGCCAUCCGAUCUGUCAAGUUCAUCUCUUUUUCAAGUGUACAAUGGAGGGGGUCCUCAGGCUCAGAAUCCCUCUUUGAUCCGAAUACCGGCAGGUACCAUUGAUGAUUCUCCAAGCAGCCAGAAGUUCAAUAUCACCUACAUCUCAGGUUUUGCAGCAAACGGCUUCAGCUACUUCAUCGCUCUCCAGCCGAAGGUGUACGAUAGCCCAAGCAACUACUACACGAAAAUAUCUCGGGUGUGUCAACAAGAUGACCACUUCUACUCCUACAUUGAGCUUCCUCUACACUGCUAUGUCUAUGGCCAGGAUGAGAGGACCCUGUACAACAUUGCACAGUCAGCCUACGUUGGCACCGUUGGGUCAGAUUUAGGAUCUGAUGACUUGCAACCUGGAUCUGAAGUUCUCUACGUGGUGUUUGCCAAGUCGGAAAUGAUGAGCAAGACUCCUUCAGAUACGUCAGCUGUCUGUAUGUAUCCUCUUUCUGCGAUAGAUCUGGCAUACUGGGAGAGGAGGUUGGGAUGUGCUCGGCUAGAAACAGACAGAACAGACAUUGACUGGUUAGGAUCUGUGGGUUGUGGCACAUCAGAUAAUAUGAUCAAUGAUAUCAACUCUACUGGACCCAGCUACUGCCAUAAAAACGACAACAAUGUACCACUUGGUGGGGAUUUCCCCAUUGAUGCAAGGGCUGUAUACACCCAUCCGUCUGUCCUGACAUCCAUUGCGGCUACGGUUCAUCGUGAGCGGACCGUCAUCUUUCUAGGGGACCAAGAUGGGCAGUUGAAGAAGCUGUGGUUGAUGGAUUCAUCCACUGCCAAGCUGUAUGAGGAGAUGACGAUAGAUGCUGAUGGUGGCAUGGUGCAGAACGGCAUGGUCCUAACACCAGAUGAAAACCAUGUCUACGUGAUGACCGAAACAAAGGUUACCAAGGUCCCGGUGGAGGAGUGUGAAUUGUACACCACUUUCUCAGAGUGCGUAGGAGGAGCAGGAGGGCAGGAUGACGUCGCCGCCGUCGGAGAUCCCUACUGUGGAUGGUGCUCUCUCUAUCAAAGGUGCACAAGAGGGGUUGAGUUUGAAUGCCCGGGUGUGGAGAACCCUAACCUACCUCAUCGUUGGUUGACCAGGGAUGAUGAAAAUACAAGAAUCGAGAAGAUAACUCCUCCAAACACCGACAGCGGAACAACCAUUAUGCUUCACAUCACAGUACUGAAUCUGCCUGCUCUGGAUGUCUCGGAGGCAUACCAAUGUAUCUUUGGCGACCUAGGAGACAAACCUGCAGCAGUCAACACCACAAUCCCCAGUCGCACGGUGGUCACAUGUUACACCCCUCCUGACAUUCUCGAACCGGUUGAUGGUUUUACGCAAGUGGAGCUCACCUUGAGGCACACCAAGACAAAUGUCGAUGUCGUUUCCACAGACUUCUAUUUCUACCAGUGCAGUACUUUCUCCACCUGUUCUGAGUGUGUUGCGCAGGCGUUUGGUUGUAACUGGUGUGGCUAUGAGACCAUGUGCACAGUCAAUCUAGGCCAGUGUCAACCUGAGGGAAUCAUUUUGGGUGUAGGGACGGCCACUCCAUCGGCCACUGACUUGGUUGGUCAAGAAUACUGCCCUCGUGUGGGCCUCGGUGAUGAUACAGAGAUCUUGAUACCGGCUGGAAUUCAGAAGAACGUCCAGCUCAAUGUUGCCAAUUUGUUGGCUCCCCUGGGUUCUCAGACUGGUGUCGGUUAUACGUGUGUCUUCCAGUAUGAGAGCAAGGAGGUAUCCGUCCAAGCUAAUUUAGAUGGAGAAGAUCUUCUCGUCUGUGAACAACAAGUGUUUGAAUAUGAGGCAGAGGCCAACAGUGUUACAGGAUCUAUGAUCGUUACGUGGAAUGAUGUCUUUGUCGUCACAGAUAGAGAGAUACCAGUUAUCUUGUACAAGUGUACCAUUGACCGAUCAAACUGUGGACUCUGCUUGAGUGCGGAUCCUAAGUUCCAGUGCGGCUGGUGCAGUAGUCAGUUUGAAUGCGGGAUUGCAUCUCAGUGCCUGGAUAAUGAUUGGUUGAUCGGAGAGGAUACGGUCUGCCCUGACCCAACAAUCAGAGAGAUCUCACCAAUAUCUGGUUACUUCACUGGUGGGACCAAUCUAACCAUCAAAGGGUACAAUCUUGGCUUGACUGCUGCAGACAUCAUCAGCAUUAGAGUUGCUGGUAUAGAAUGUAUCAAGGAUGAGGACACGUACAUCACUGCUCUCCAAAUAAGCUGUACCACAACCUCCUCUCUAAAACCAGACUCUGGUAAUGUAGAGGUGACCAUUGGUAACAAUGGAGGACAGAUGUACUUGGCUACCUCCGAAAAUGUGUUCAGCUAUGUGUUGCCCAAGAUCACAGGAGUAAGACCCACCUACGGUCCAGCGUCUGGUGGAUCUCUUGUCUCUAUCCUGGGUCUUAACCUUGAUGCUGGUAGCAGCAGUAUAGCAAACCUUAACGGAGUUCCCUGUCAGAUCGUCAGUGCUUUCCCAACUGAGGUACUUUGUCUGAGUGGAGCAGCUGGAGUCGGAACCAUGGGUUAUGUCAGCAUGACUGUAGAUGACCACUACGUGGAAGGAUCAUCAGAGUUUCAAUAUCGGCCAGAUCCAGUUAUUACUAGAGUUAGCCGGUUCAGCAGCAUCAGCAGUGGUUCCCUGGAGCUGGAUGUGGAAGGAAGUGAAUUUGACACCAUUCAGUGGCCUCAACUCGGCUUCCUCAUUGAGGACCAGCAACUCAUCUCGAACUGCUCAAAGAGUGCAACGACCUCCAUGAUGUGUUUGACCCCCAGUGUGAGUGACCUCAACUUGACCUUACCCCUAGAGGUACCCAUUGCCAACGUCAGUUUCCUAUUGGAUGGUGUGAUGGAGUAUGCACCCUUGCAGAAUAAUGGGCAGAUCAGCGGCCUGGACGAAGCGUUCAUCUUUUUUCCAGAUCCCGUUUUCUAUCAGUUUGAAAAUCAAAAGAUGGAACUGGAAUUUGAUCAGCGCAAAUUCAUCAAGAUUUCGGGUGAUAACCUUACCUUAGCAUACAGGGAAGAUGAUGUGAGGGUAACCAUAGGAGGAGCACCCUGUACUGAUGUUGUAGUCAAACAACAGGAAUUGACAUGUUAUGCUCCAGAAACACCACCAUCCGAAUUAGAAGGAAGAAACACAUUUGAUGUCAUGGUGUACCAUGGUUCCCUGAGUUUCCUUGUAGGUCAGGUGGAGUACCUACCCCAAGCCAUCCCUCUGGCCCUCAUCGUUGGAUCGGUAGCGGGCGGGGUACUCUUCCUCCUCGUCAUCCUCAUCAUGGGGGUCUGCAUCGCCUCCUACCGCAAGAACAACAACAACGAGAAGAUCUUUAAGCAGAUGGAGGACCAGAUUGGAACCCUGGAGCUCACAGUGGCUCAGGAGUGCAAAGAAGCCUUUGCCGAGUUACAGACUGGUGUCCUGUCCAUCACACAUGACAUCAAGGGUCAUGGAAUCCCGAUUCUUGAUUACCGGUCUUACGUUGUCAAGUCUCUCUUCCCUGAGAACCCCAACCAUGCUGUACUCAAAGAUCUCUCGGUUGCUGGUGUGAGGAAAGACUUUGUACAGAAGGGUCUAUGGCAGUUUGGGCAGCUGCUCUCCAACAAGUCUUUCCUGAUGAUCUUCAUACGUGUGCUGGAGGAGCAGCGAACCCUGUCCACCAAGGACUUCAGCAACGUUGCAUCCCUCUUGGUAGUGGCCUUCCAGGGCAAGAUGGAGUAUUGUACCGAUGUCUUGAAGGCUCUCAUGGCAAGGGCUAUCAAGCAACAUGUCAAGGAGGGAGAGGAGUCUGCUAGAGUGUUCAUGAGGAGAGGAUCAUCCGUUGUGGAGAAGAUGGUUGGUAAUUGGCUCACUGUCCUGCUCUACAAUCAUCUUCAAGACUCUGCCGGUGAGCCGCUCUUCAAACUCUUCUAUGCCAUCAAGCAACAGGUGGAGAAAGGACCAGUCGAUUCAGUGACGGGGGAGGCCAGGUACAGCUUGACAGAGGGCAAACUCAUCAGACAACAAGUUGAUGUCAAGCAACUGACCUUAAAGGCACAGGGACCAGACCGUAACACUCCAAUGGUUGAAGUGAAAGUCCUUGAUUGUGACACCAUCUCCCAGACCAAGGCUAAGAUCCUAGAUGCCAUCUACAAGACCUCGCCUUACUCGCAGAGACCAAAGAAGAAUGAACUUGAUCUAGAGUGGUAUGAUAGACCAGGUGGCAAACAAAUUCUUUUUGACGAUGAUGCACUGAGACCUAUGGAGGGAGGUUGGAGAAAGAUCAACACCCUUUCACAUUACCAGGUUACAGAGGGUGCAACGGUCUACCUUCUACAAGCUCAGGGGAGCAGUGGAUCCUUACAUUCCAACCAUUCUUCACCAGCUAGAUCAUACAAUAAUGUCAAUGUGAGCUACAACAUCCAGACCCCUGCGUCUUCCAUGUCACCGAUGAUCACCAUAGACUAUGAGAAUAUGAAUAGAAUGUGGCAUCUGGUGAAGCCCCAGGACCACCAGCAGCAAGAGAAUGGUGUUACUGAUCGGAAGAUGAUGGCAGAGAUAUACCUUCCUAGGCUGCUAACUACCAAGACCAUCUUGCACAAGUUUGUAGAUGACCUUGUGACGACCGUCUUCAUGUUGGACGAUGAUAACUCCUUGCCUCUGGCCAUCAAGUAUCUCUUUGAUUUCCUGGACGAACAAGCUUAUGAGAACGGUAUCACGGACCCUGCCAUCAUCCAUGCUUGGAAGAGCAACAGCCUACCCCUUCGGUUCUGGGUGAAUCUGAUCAAGAAUCCUGAUAUGAUCUUUGACAUCCACAAGGCUGACACGGUGGACUCCUGUCUAUCCGUCGUAGCUCAGUGCGUCAUGGAAGCGUGCUCUGUCUCGGAGCAACAGCUGAACAAGAAUUCACCGGCAAGCAAGCUUCUUUAUGCCAAGGAUAUCCCUGCAUACAAAGAAUAUGUCUCACAGUACUACAAAGACAUCCAGAACAUGCCUGUGAUCAGUGAUCAGGACAUGAAUGCUAUGUUAGCUGAGCAUUCACAAAGACAUCACUAUGAUUUCUACAUGCUAUCAGCUCUCAAUGAACUCUACUUUGGCUAUGCCUGCAAGUACAGAAGUGAAUUAAUAUCAGCCUUAGAUGAGGAUGACACAUCCAUCAAGCAGGGACAUGCGGAGAAGAUCGAGGAGAUCGAAAGAAUCAUGUCCAAAUCGUUCUGACAAAUAACCAUCAACCCAAGAGAAGUAGGCAGAAAGAAUGGGAUCGUGCUACCAGACUCCGACAUACAAUCCACCACCUGUUAAUGAGAGAUAGAGAGAGAGAGAGAGAGAGGGGACAGAGAGAGAGAGAGAGAAUAUGAGAGAGCGAGAGAGAGAAAGAAAGAGAGAGACAGAGGGGGACAGAGAAUGAGAAAGAGAGAGAGAGAGGGAGAGAGAGAGAGAAAAAAACUUGAUGUAAAAAAUUGUAAGUACUUGAGACAUCUAAACUGAAAUAUAAAAUUUCAACUCGAAGCAAUUUGAAUCUGGAAUUUAAUUUAACCUUUUUUAAAUUAAAACCUUAGAUUUAAAGCAACUAGUGUUAGUAUCAUUUUGGUGCAAAGUAAAAACAAUAAACAAGUUAUGAUAACUAAAUAACUAGAAUUAAAUUUUCAAAUUUAGAUAAACUGCUUAAUGGGAUUUAUUUUCAGACCUCAACAUAAAUUCACCAAAGAAGUCUGGACCACAUAUUAUUGAGAAUUAGAGAAAAGGAUUAGGUCAAGUAAAACGGAAGUCUGGAACGAACCAUGUUAAGAAAAUUCUGCCUUCUUCGAUUGGGUUGAUACUUAUCAGAGAACUUUAUAUCAGAUUAUUUUUAUAUUUUUAUAUAUUGAUGCAAAUUGUACAUAAAGGAAAACUUAUCACUUCCAAGAGCUCUUCAUUCUAACAAUUUUCUGUGAUUAUCUUGCAAUUGUAUAUUGAAAUCCUGCUUUAGAGAAGCUUAAAUUGCAGCUGUAUAAUUUGGUGUAGUUGUAGCAUUUAGCUCUUCUAGUAUAGCCCGGUAUCUUUAUGAUUUUUGCUGAAGUUUGCCGUGAAGAUGACAUGCAAAGAAAGUAUUCUAGGUGCUUGUAAUAUUGCUUUCAUUUUAUUUUAUUUGAUGCAAACUGACGUUUAGUUAAAAUGAUUGUAUCAGGAUGGGAGAGUUCCAAAUGGAAGCCUGGCUAUUUUAAGUUGUUAGAAAAACCAGGUGACCACUAGAAUAUAGCAAAAGGGAGACAAUUGGGGAAAUGGGGUAGGUAACAAAUUUAAUGGACUGAAUGAAAUCUAUACAAAUAUGCGAUAAUGGGAUGAUUAAUUCAAAGUUAUUCAUCAAAUUGAAUGAAUUGAAUUUCUUUAUAUACUUAAAUGAGGAGGGAAUGGAAUAAUGGUUUAAACUAAUACAUUAUAUUAAAUAAACAGUGCAGUCUUUAAAAUGUGUGACUGUAACUUCAUUAAACUGUACAAGUAGGAAUAAAUCAAGAGAUGAUUAUGUAAUCUUAGGGGAAAAUAUUGUUAAUUGUGUUAUUUUGGUAUUCAAGUAAUUAGGUUUUCAUGAGUCAUUAACAAAAUCUAAGCAAGUACAUAUGUUAUUGAUGUUGAGAAUUUAAGCCUAUCCUGUUCAUUCCGAAGUAUACUUCUAUGUUCUAUCUUUUAAAAGCUUAUCGCAUAUUUGACUUUUAUAAAUAUAAACUCCCUAAGUUUCCACAUUUAUUAAUGUAUUUAUUCAAAAAUCAAUUUAGUCCUUCAAUUUUGUUAUUUUAGUGUGUAACUAUUGGUGGAAUGUUGUUAAGUAAGCUUGAGCUGGCUCAGUACCAAAGAGUUCUUGUAACAGUACUCUCUUUCCUUCCAGCAUUUAUUCAUAUAUUCCUAAUUCAUCCUAAUUCUUCCUUUAUAGUCCUUUUUGUAUUUUGUCCAAUAUUUUUUGGUUUAAUUUUAAUUAAUAAUGUAACAACUAUACAUCACAUUAACAUUAGUACAUGGGUACUUAGAUAAAUCCAGAAUAUAACAAAUUUGUCCAAUAUAUAUAUAUAUACAUUAUUUAUUUAUCAAUUUAAAUAUGCAGAUAUUCUCUCGAAUAUGCAAGCAUUUUGAUAUUGUUGUCCAACCCAUUUCUAUUCAGUACAAUAGUAGAGAUAAGCUUUUGCUACUUUUUAAAUAUAUUUUUGAUUUAUAACCCAUUAUGUGUAGUCUUAAAAAUAUUGACAAACCUCUGAAGUUAGUAAUUGAAAGGUAUGUGAAUUGUAGCCAUUUAUAUUGUAUUCAGAAAUAGUGCAUAUACCUGACAUUAAUUUUGCAUGGCUUGUGACAUUUCAUUUUUCUUUGCAUUUGCUAUAUUUAGCUUGUAUUCCUUUAAAAAAAAAAUAUGCAAAAAAAGUACAAGAUAUAAUGCCAUAUGUAAAGUAUUAAGAUACAGUCUUGAACAAAGUGCCAUUAUCGUUUAAAAAUCUAUAUCAUAUUUGUGUUUUUUGCUAUAUGGAAAUUGUUCACAUUCCAUGACUAUAGUAAAAUACAUUUAGUGUACAGCACUUUUGAAGGAGCUGGUUCACAUAUGCCUUGUAUUUUGGUGCAGGUUUUUUCCUCCCUAUUGGGUGCCAGGUGUGAUAUGCAAUGUUCUGUCACAUUUUCAAGCAGUGGGGAUAGACCUUAGAUAUAGUGUCGUGGAAUUGAUGGUGCAGAAAAUAUUGUUCGUACUAGUAUGACAUCCAUGAUCAUCAAUAUUAUAUUCGUCUGGGUGUAUUGUCGUUUGGCAUACAUGUUAGUGUCUUGUGAGCUGAAGUUGUGUCAGAAAGUGUAAAUUAUGUUAUUGCGACAUAUUUAAUGUUUUGAAUUUAUCAUAAUACCAUGUGGGAAAUUAUUGGACAUACUAUGUUUUAAGGAGAGAAAAAAAUGUAAUCCAAAUUCGACAAAAAUGGCAUACUUCCAAUUAGUGAUGGAUACCAAGUAUUAUCUUUUUUGCUCUGAACAGGUAUCUAGAGAAAAAUAUAUUCAGAUCGUUGUUGUACAAAUUCAAAUCUUAUCUUACAGUAUAUACCAACAAACGCCUCUUCCUUCCUAUUUGUGACUAGGAAUACUUCCAUGCUAAUAGACUCUACAUAUA